This is a messenger RNA of Drosophila nasuta, 1164 nucleotides long. RefSeq names its product histone-lysine N-methyltransferase SETMAR-like. NCBI's taxonomy places the organism in Eukaryota, Metazoa, Arthropoda, Insecta, Diptera, Drosophilidae. Bases 201 to 878 code for a protein of 225 amino acids. Gene Ontology annotation, biological process: DNA integration; mitotic DNA integrity checkpoint signaling; replication fork processing. The transcript has 2 exons. The record is from RefSeq and is a predicted model, not a curated record. Gene Ontology annotation, molecular function: histone H3K4 methyltransferase activity; DNA topoisomerase binding; histone H3K36 methyltransferase activity. Gene Ontology annotation, cellular component: nucleus; condensed chromosome; site of double-strand break.
CUUUUUUGUUUUUUUUAUAUUAGGUUGGCCAAAAAGUCUUGCGGUAUUUCCGAUAGGUGUCUUUGCAAGCGCGUAGUUCUAGUUCUAUUUAUCGAAUCGGUUCAUGCGAUACCUUUUUGGAAAGCUCUUUUCCCGCGCUAACACGUGUUUGAUUUAUUGUUGUUUGUCUUGAGUCGUUCGUGAGUUAUAGCGUCACAAACAUGGAGCAAAAUAAAGAGAAAAUACGGCAUAUUUUACAGUACUACUACGAUAAAGGCAAAAAUGCAACUCAUGCUGCCAAUAAAAUUUGUGCAGUUUAUGGACCCGAUACAGUUUCCAUUUCCACCGCACAACGAUGGUUUCAACGUUUUCGUUCUGGUGCGGAGGUGGUCGAAGAUGCGCCACGGUCCGGAAGGCCUGUCGUCGAAAAUUGCGAUAAAAUCGCCGAAUUGAUCGAAAGAGAUCGGCAUAGUAGCACCCGUAGCAUCGGCCAAGAGCUUGGCAUGAGUCAUCAAACCGUUUUAAACCAUUUGAAGAAGCUUGGAUUAAAAAAAAAGCUAGAUGUAUGGGUGCCACACGACUUGACGCAAAAAAACAUUUUUGGCCGUAUGGAUGCAUGCGAAUCGCUUCUGAAUCGCAACAAAAUCGACCCGUUUUUGAAGCGGAUGGUGACUGGCGAUGAAAAGUGGAUCACUUACGAUAACGUGAAGCGCAAACGGUCGUGGUCGAAAAGCGGUGAAGCUGCCCAGACGGUGGCCAAGCUUGGAUUGACGGCCAGGAAGGUUCUUCUGUGUGUUUGGUGGGAUUGGCAGGGAAUCAUCCACUAUGAGCUGCUCUCCUAUGGCCAAACGCUCAAUCCGAGAGCUCGGAUGGGAGGUUCUAUUGCAUCCACCGUAUAGUCCGGAUCUCGCACCAAGUGAUUACCACCUAUUUCUGUCCAUGGCGAACGACCUUGGUAGUCGGAAAUUGGCCACAAGAGAGUCCUGUGAAAAUUGGCUCUCCGAGUUUUUUGCCAAUAGAAAAGCGAGCUUCUAUAAGAGGGGCAUUAUGAAGUUGGCAUCUCGUUGGGAACUCGUCAUCGAACAAAACGGCGCAUAUUUGACUUAAAUCGCAUUAUUCUAACCAAUUUUAUGAACAAUUGAAAAUUCAAUAAAAAUACCGCAAGACUUUUUGGCCAACCUAAUA